Pectinophora gossypiella (pink bollworm) is the source of this 678-nucleotide messenger RNA. NCBI's taxonomy places the organism in Eukaryota, Metazoa, Arthropoda, Insecta, Lepidoptera, Gelechiidae. The record is from the annotation of a RefSeq genome assembly.
AUGAUAACUAAUUUAUUUUCAAUUUUUGACCCAUCAACUAAUUUAUUUAAUAUUCCAUUAAAUUGAAUAAGAACAUUACUAGGAUUAAUAUUCAUUCCCUAUUCAUUUUGAUUAAUUCCUAAUCGUCACUUUAUAAUUUGAAAUUUUAUUUUAAACAAAUUACAUAAUGAAUUUAAAACUUUAUUAAGUAAAAAUAAUUUUAACGGAUCAACAUUUAUUUUUAUCUCAUUAUUUACAUUCAUUUUAUUCAACAAUUUUUUAGGUUUAUUCCCAUAUAUUUUUACAAGCACAAGUCACUUAACUCUUUCAUUAUCCCUUUCUCUUCCUUUAUGAUUAAGAUUUAUAUUAUACGGAUGAAUUAAUAAUUCAACUCAUAUAUUCGCACAUAUAAUUCCUCAAGGAACCCCUAAUAUUUUAAUACCAUUUAUAGUAUUAAUUGAAACAAUUAGUAAUAUUAUCCGACCAGGAACUUUAGCUGUUCGUUUAACAGCUAACAUAAUUGCAGGACAUUUAUUAAUAACAUUAUUAAGAGGAACAAGAUCUAAUAUCCCAUCAUUUUUAAUUAUUUUUCUAUUAUCUAUUCAAAUUUUAUUAUUAAUUUUAGAAUCAGCAGUCGCAAUCAUUCAAUCUUAUGUUAUUGCUAUUUUAAGAACACUAUAUUCUAGAGAAGUAAAUUAA